Hordeum vulgare subsp. vulgare (domesticated barley) is the source of this 2286-nucleotide messenger RNA. Its product is annotated as nascent polypeptide-associated complex subunit alpha, muscle-specific form-like. The transcript has a single exon. The record is from RefSeq and is a predicted model, not a curated record. Gene Ontology annotation, molecular function: calmodulin binding. Lineage: Eukaryota; Viridiplantae; Streptophyta; Magnoliopsida; Poales; Poaceae. Bases 335 to 2107 code for a protein of 590 amino acids.
UAGACCAAGAUUAAAGAGUUUGAUCUGUUGAUCUAAGGGAUUAAGAAAUCAGGAUUUAAUUUAGCCUUUGCCUUCAAUUUCAAGGUAUGUUUUAGACUUUUUCAUAGAAGAUAACACCCAAAGAAGCCGUAAACAUCCAUUCUAAACCCUUUCAUCAGAAAAGAAGCCUUAAAGAUCAUCAGUGGUGUCCAUGUCGUCAAUCAAAAUCUCAAUGUCAAACUUGCAAAAAAAUCAAAGCUCAGGAAACAGAAUUCUGCAUUGCGCCAAUUCUUCCUACACGCACAAAAAAUGAUUUGACGAAAUCUCUGGCUUUGUUUGGCAGCAGGAGCAGCCCAUGGCCACACGGCCAACGCCGGGGUCGCGAGACGGCAGCAGCGCACGCCCACGAAGCACGAGCGGCAGACCCACGUCGUCCAGCGCGCGCCCGGCCAGCUCCGACCCCGCCUGCUGCCGACGCGCACGCGCCUCCCUCAGCCCCUCCCCGGCGUUGGAGUCCGACAAGCCGCUGCCGUCCUUCCUCCGCCCCACCGUCAGCUCGUCCCUGCGCAGCUCCUCCCCGUCGUCCUCCACCUCCAGACCGCCCUCCUCCAAGGGCCGCGCCACCACGCCCAAGGGGCAGUCCCCGGCGCACCCAGCGGCACGCGCUCCAAGCCCGAUCACGCCGAAGCGGUCCCCCGCGCAGCAGCCCGGGAGCUCGCCGAGGCCGAUCACGCCCAAGCGGUCCCCCGCGCAGCCGGUGACCGCGCCCCGGCCAAUCACGCAGGCCAUGGACAAGGCCAAGGCCAAGGCGUCCACGUCGCGGUGGUCCGUGGCGUCGCCGAGGCAGCUGAUGCAGAAGGCGUCCAACGCUUUCAAGGUCGGCAAGUCCCGCAGCAAGAAGAGCAAGGACCUGGCCGGCCCCGCGGCCGAGGCGGUGGCGUCCGUCAAGGAGGUGCACGGUGCUUCCGGCGAGAUCAACACCGAGGCGGUGGCGUCCGUCAAGGAGGUGCACGGUGCUUCCGGCGAGAUCAACACCGAGGCGGCGAGACCCCCUCCCGUGCCGGAGCAGCCGUACCGCCCUCCUACUGCCCCGACACCUCUCAACGUGCAAGCAGAGGUGGUCGUGGAACCCAACGCUGCCCUACAGGUACAGGUGGAAGCGAUUUUGCGACCGGAAGAAAUUGUCAGUAAUGUAGUCAAGACAGAGGAGGAGGCGCGUCAAGAGGAGCAGGUAAUCACGGAAGAGCCGAGAGCAGAAGCAGAGAAGGUGAAUGCCAUUGACGAGGAGAAGGUUGUACCGGAGGAGUCCGUGGAAGCCGUGAAGGUGGAUGAGCCGGCGCCGGAAGAGAAUCAGCAAGCCGGCAACGUUGAAGGGACACAAAAGGAAGCUGAGAAGAUUACACAGGAUGAACUUCCGCCGCCGGCCGCCGUUGUGGAAGAACCAGCGAAGGAGGCUGCAGCGCCGCUGAACGUGCAACAUGAACCGGCGGCCAGCACGGUUCAAGAGGAAGCCGUCGUGGAGACUAAGGCCGAGGCCAGGCCACAAGCAGAGCCGGCGAAGCACGAGGAGGCCACGAAGCAGCCUGAGGCAAGCGUGAUCUCUGAAGAAACGAAAGAACAACCCGCCGCCACGCAACCCAAGAUGAUCGCGGCAACCAGGGCAUCAUCGGUGCCGGCGACGUCGCUGGAGGAAGCUCUGGAGGGAGUGGACACGGUGACCAAGGCGGGCACUUCAUGGUCAGAGCCCGUGACACCGGCGAAGGAAGCUGUCAACAAGGGGAAGGCGGCGAUCGAUACGAUCCUGAGCGCUUCGGAGCCAACGACGCCGUCGAAAGGGGCCGCCAGGAAGGAAGUGGCGGCGUCGUUGAUGUCGAGGAUUCCCGAGGAGGCUCGGCUGAGCUUCAAGGGGAGCAGGGUGAAGACGGCGAUGGAGAAGCGGCCGGAGGAGACGCAGCCCAAGAAGAAGGAGGUGUCACGGAGCAACGACGUGCUGGAGGAGGCCAAGAGCAAGCUGCUGGAGAAGAAGAAGAGCAAGGUGAAGGCGCUGGUGGGGGCGUUCGAGGUCGUCAUGGACAGCCCGCGCGCGUCCACCCCGGGCCCGGGCAGAUCGACCCCUACACCAAGGUGAUUCCGAUCGAGGAGGGAAAUGCUCCGGUGGCGACCGUGUGGUUUGAAAUUUGAAUUGUGUGGUGUUCAUGGUGCUUUGGGAUGUGAUGUGAUGUGAUGUUAUGCCAUCUUCUUUUUGUUGGUUAUAUGUAUAUUUGAUCAUUGAUUUUUGUUGGCCAAUGAAUCAAAACAGAGUUGUUG